UGAUCGAUUCCACCACAAACAGGAAGGGGAAGACACAGUUUAACAAGCAAGUCAUGUAAAAAUAGCUCACUCAUUUAGUGCAUUUCUUUUAUUUUACAACAGAAGUUUUUAAACUAAAAAGAUGUUCGUCGGGGACGAUGAAGACGGAGACUUCCUGUUUCCCUCCGGAGGGGCCAAGCUGGCCUCCUUGUUUGGACUCGACCAGGAAGCCAGUCAGGGGAACGACUCGUUCCAGUACACCGCUCCCAAACAGCCCAGAAAGAGCUCCAACGCAGCACCACCUGCACAGAAACCAGCUCCACCACCCGGAGCCCCUGCAGUGUUAUUCGCCACAGCGGUCCAAGCCUUCAGAUAUAUUAACGGACAGUAUGUGAAGCAAGGCAAGCUGGGAGCAGCCGUACUGGGCAGCCACACAACAAAGGAGUACAAGCUUCUUCUGUACUUGAGCCAACAGAAGCAAGUGACCGCUGCCAAGAUUCACGUGGGCUUUAUUUUCACGGUACAGCCAAACAAUUACUGCACUUUUUACGACGACCAGAGGCAGAACUGGUCCCUGAUGUUUGAGUCGGACAAAGCUUCAUCAGACUUUUGCAAAGAGGUUUGUCUGGCUAAAGCCAACAGCGUGGCCUCGUUAGAUAUUGUGGUGGUUCAGGAUCUGAGUCUGGGCGAGGGCCAGGCGGUGGAGAACGGGGACUCACUGGAGGUGGUGUACACAGGCUGGCUCCUGCAGAACCACACCAUCGGACAGAUGUUUGACUCCAACCAGAACAAGGACAAGCUGCUGAGACUGAAGGUCGGAGCUGGAAAAGUGAUCAAAGGCUGGGAGGAAGGGAUGCUGGGGAUGAAGAAAUCAGGCCGGCGCCUCAUAAUCAUCCCACCCAACCUCGCUUACGGAUCCAAAGGAGUCCCAAACCGCGUCCCGGCUAACAGCACACUUAUAUUUGAAGCGGAGCCACGGCGGGUGAAGUUCGCCAGGGACAACGGCUCUGACCGAGCGAGUGCCUGCUCCAGAGACUCUGCUGCUCCCUCUCUUGCUCCCUCCCUUGCUCCUUCCCCUGCUCCCAGCGUGGAGAACCUGGCCCUAGAGGCCCCAGCACAGACCCCAGCCCCAGGUCCAGGCAGACCAGGGGAGCCACCAGUUCGUGUUAAGUCAAACUCACUCAGUGAACAGCUGGCGAAUCCCGACGCCACAAAAGCCAAGUUGAUCUCUCGCAUGGCAAAGAUGGGACAGCCCAUGUUGCCUUUCCUGACGGGAGCGGCCGGCCAGCCCGAGUCCAGCGACUCUGAGCUUGAGGACACCAGCGGCGGCAGAGCGAAGGAUCAGCCCACGGCUCCGUCUCCAGUCCCCAUCUCCACCUCUGCUGCAGCUCCUGUUCCUGCUGCAGCUCCAGCUCCAGCUCCAACACAUGCACAUCCUCAUCCUCUCACCGCUCAGCCUUCUGCCUUACUUCCUGUUAUGAGCACUUCUGUGCCGCAGCCCGGGCUGCCAGGCAGCAGCCAUGCCUUUCAGCCUUACAUGUACACUCAGACGUCUGUGGCUCCGUCUCAGCUGCAGCAGGUCAGCCAGGUCUACCCUGCACCAGCGGUCUCAUACAUGGGCUCCAGCGAUGUGACUUCAUUCCUGAUGACAGAGGCGCGACAACACAACACAGAGAUCCGCUUAUCUGUCGGGAAAGUUGCGGACAAAGUGGAUCAACUGACCUCAAAGAUAGAUGAGCUUCAGAAGCAGGGAAGCCUCUCGCUCGCUGUGCCCAGUAUGUCGAUGGAAACCUCCAUGAUCAUGCACAACAUCCAAAGAAUAGUCCAGGAGAAUGAAUGUUUAAAAAAGGAGGUGUUUGAGAAAAGCUCCCGCGUUGAGGAGCAGAACCGUAAAAUCGGGGAGCUCAUCAACGAGAACCAGAGGUGCAUGGAGCAGAGUAACCUGCUGCUUGAACAGAGGAACGACUCCCUGAAGUCGUCCAGUGAACAGAACCAGACCAGAUUUCUGCAGGCCGAGCAGGACAAGCAUGCACUGCCUCAGGACCUGGGCUCCGGCCAGGUUCGUCUGACGGAGGAUCUGGCUUCGUCCGCGGCCCGGCUGUCUCAGCUGCAGCUGGACGCUUCAGCUCACCAGCAGAAGGUUCUUGAGCUGCAGGGCAAACUGAGCUCAGCGCUGCAGGACAGUGAGAGUCAGAACCAACGCAGCUCCGCCCUGGAAGCACAGCUGGAAGAGCUGAAGGAGGCAGCAGAGAGGGCUCAGGCUCAGUACCGCUCAGAGAAGCAGAGACGCAAAGAGAUGGAGCUCAGACUCAACAACAUGGAGGAGGAAAUCCAGGACCUGAAGGCCGACAAAGAGAGCCUAGAACGAAAUCUGUUGGACAGGAAGAAGAAGUGGCAGGAUGAGCGUCAGCAUCGGGAUGAGGAGGUGGAGGAGCUCCGCAGGAGCAGCCAGCAGGAGGUGGACAACCUCCGAGCUCAACUCCGCAAGGCCCGGACCAACACUGACAGCGCUGCAUCUGAACAGUUGUCUCAGCUGCAGGCAGACCUGGAGGACGAGUGGAAGAAGAGGUGUGAGCAGAUGUUGGCCUCUGCUAGAGAGCAGCACAGCAGAGAGUCGACUGAACUGACUGAGCAGAGAGAUUCUGUGCAGGACAAGCUGACACAGCUCCAGGAGAAGUUCACGGUUCUGAAGCAGUCGAGAGAUUCGGAGGGAGAGAGUUUGCCUCCACAGUGCGGGCAGACUGAGGAGCUACAGGCCCUGCAGGACAAAUACACCGCUCUGGAGCAGCAGGGAGUCUCUGUCCAGGAGAAACUGGAGAAGAGAGUUGCUGAACUGGAGAAUAAACUGGGAGAGCAGGAGGGUUCAGGAGACACUGCAGCAGAGGUGAAGCGUGUGAUGAACGGAGUGUUUCACUCUCUGAGAGCAGAGUUUGAUGUCAGUGAGUCUUACAGCGGUCAGGCGGUGCUCGGGGUGAUUGUCACUACCAUUAAGAAUGUAACCCUGCAGCUGCUCAGUGGAACAGACAGACCGUCACAGAAACCGAUUAAGAGUGAAGAGGAAGCAGAGAAGGAGGAAGAAAGUGAAGAUGUGAGACAAAGAGAGGAGACGUGUCAGCAGCACGUCCAUGUGAAUGGAGAGAGAGAAGAGAAGGAGGAGGAAGACGAGCAUGAGGAUGAUUCUAACAGAGUGGGCGAGACUGUGAAGGAUCAGGAAGUAUCAACAGAGAAGCAGGCAGAGGCAGCAAGUGAGUCAAAGACACAGGCAGAGACUUUAGAGAAAACUGAUCCCAACCCAGCUUCAGCCGCUGAACCCAAACAACCAGAGACACCAGCAGCAGCAGCAGCAGAGUCUACAGUACAAGAGGAGCAGGUGGAGCUCUCUUUUCCAGAAACCUCUACAGAGGAAAAAGACACCAACAGGUCUGCAGAGUCACAAGACGAACCUGAAGAGAGACCUCCACCUGCAGACCGACAGGAAAGUGUGUCAGAAGUAAAAGCUGCAGCGAGCAGCGACAUGAAGCAGGAGUGUGUGGAGGACAGAGAGCACGAAGGAGAAAUACAAGCUGACUCUCAGAAAGCUUUUUCACCCCCGGUUAACCCCCCUCCACCCCCGAACGCCCUUCAAAAGAGCUCAGGAGAAGACGUGAGUCUGACUGGGGGAAUGGGUGAGGAAAAUGGAGAGGAGCCAUUUUUCCAGAACACAAAUCCUGCAAAACCCCCCGCAGCUCCCAGUGAGGAGGAAGAGGAGGAUGAGAUGAGUCUGAAGGGCCGCCCACCCCCCGCCCCUCUGUUUGGUGAUGAUGAGGAGGAGGAUGAUGAUCUAGACUGGCUGAACUGAGCUGUAGCCAGGAUAAAAACAAAGUCUGCGUCUUCAUUUCCAGCAUAUAUAAAAAGGCGCAUGGUUCCUUCUGCAGCUGUGUCUGCCCUGUGGGAGCAGUGAAGAUGACAGGGGCGGCCUCUGCGGCUGGAUCUGAUUGGACGGAGCGGAUCCGAGCGCCCUCCUCUUCGUCUAAGAGUCGUCCUGCUGACUGACAGCUGCUGUCUGUUGAGAACAAAGCUGCUGCUCCAGACUCUGAUUGUGGUUCAAAUCCCAAGCCUGUAAUUCACAGAAGAAUCAAAACCACUUCAUUUCAUUUGUCAUGUGUUGAUGAUGCAGUUUAAUUCAUGUUUCUACAUGGCACUGUAGCAGAUUAGUUUGUCCAAUCAGCAGUAAUCCUGUCGUCUGUUUUCUUUUUUUAGACUGUAAACCAUGAAAUGGUUUUGAUUAUUAGCUCGCUGCUUUAGAAAUAGAACUUUUAAUAAAGUUUUUGCUAACCUGAAAUUCAUUCCAGAAAAAUAAAAGAGGUGAAAAUGUG
Labrus mixtus (cuckoo wrasse) is the source of this 4334-nucleotide messenger RNA. It is a transcript of the gene fkbp15b, whose product is annotated as FKBP prolyl isomerase family member 15b. Gene Ontology annotation, cellular component: growth cone. Gene Ontology annotation, molecular function: peptidyl-prolyl cis-trans isomerase activity. The transcript has 30 exons. NCBI's taxonomy places the organism in Eukaryota, Metazoa, Chordata, Actinopteri, Labriformes, Labridae. The record is from RefSeq and is a predicted model, not a curated record. Bases 122 to 3817 code for a protein of 1231 amino acids.